This is a messenger RNA of Perca fluviatilis (European perch), 6260 nucleotides long. RefSeq names its product nischarin (gene nisch). Bases 566 to 4906 code for a protein of 1446 amino acids. Lineage: Eukaryota; Metazoa; Chordata; Actinopteri; Perciformes; Percidae. The record is from RefSeq and is a predicted model, not a curated record. The transcript is spliced from 29 exons. Gene Ontology annotation, cellular component: cytoplasm. Gene Ontology annotation, molecular function: protein kinase binding; phosphatidylinositol binding.
CUCUGCCCUCCUCUCCGAGCAUGGAUAAAGAGCUGGAAGGAUCCAUUCACAGGUUUAACAGAAGGAGGGGGUGUGUCAGGGUUAGCAGGGUUGUCUACUGCCGAUUAAUAACAUUGUAAUAUGACAGAUGUCUAUAAAAUAUUGCCUUCACCUACGUAUGUGUAUAACAUUUUUAUAAUCUGCAGGUGCCUUAAAUUGUGUUGUCGUGGUGAUAAGAAUUAGGAUACUCCCUGCCAGCAAGAUGGUUCCCUCCGCUUCAGUUUUAGCAGCUGAAAUCUGAUCCACAGCUGCCGCUGUUAUUGCCCGCCCCUCUGACAACAGAAACGCCGUACUGCACGUACAGCCCAGCACAACACACAACAACCAGCAGCACUGGGGCAUGAGGACAGUAUUUACUGAUGUGUGCCAUCCUAGCCAGCAGUAAACAUUCCAGGUCUAUAUCAUCGAGGUGUCGGAUGGAGAGCACAGAUGGACUGUGAAGCACCGCUACAGUGAUUUCCACGACCUCCACGAGAAGCUGACGGCGGAGAAGAAGGUGGACCGACGGCUGCUUCCUCCAAAGAAGAUGCUGGGCAAGAACUCAAAGAGUCUGGUGGAGCGGCGGCAGAAAGAGCUGGAGCUCUAUCUGCAGACGCUGCUGCUGCAGUUCCCACAGGCCACCCCGACUCCGCUCGCAAGUUUCCUGCACUUUCACCUCUAUGAGAUCAACGGCAUCACAGCAGCUCUGGCUGAGGAGUUGUUCCAUAAAGGUGAGCAGUUGCUGCAGGCCGGCGAGGUGUUUUCUCUGCAGCCUUUGCAGCUUUACUCCGUCUCCCAGCAGCUACGUCUGGCCAAACCAACCUGCUGUAACGGAGACGCCAAGACCGACCUGGGACACAUCCUCGACUUCACCUGCAGGCUGCGAUACCUGAAGAUGUCUGGUACCAGAGGCCCAGUAGGGACCAGCAACAUCCAGGAAAGCAGUCUCCCCUUCGACCUGUCUGUUUUCAAAUCACUGCUGCAGAUAGAGAUCAGUGAGUGUAGCUCUCAGCAGAUUGGAGGUCUGUCGUUUCUGAGGUCCAGUCUGGAAACUCUAAGUAUCCACCACUCCACAGAAACUAUGAUGUCAAUCCUUGUCCCAGAGGCGAGCGAGUUCUCACAGUGGGAGGCAGAGGGGGGCGAGUCUGGCUGUCCCGUAACCGCCGUCAUCCCCUUGUGGAGAAACCUGACCACACUGGACAUGAGCCACAACGGCAUCAGCACCAUAGACAGCUCAGUGAAACUGAUCCCGAAGGUGGAGUUUCUGGAUCUGAGCCACAACCAGCUGUCCACAGUGGAAAACCUCCAGCACCUGUACAAUCUGGUCCACGUGGAUCUGUCCUAUAACAGUCUGCGGGUCCUGGAAGCUGCUCACACCCGUCUGGGCAACAUCAAAACCCUGAGCCUGGCUGGCAACCAGCUGGAGCAACUGACCGGCCUCACCAAGCUCUACUCUCUGGUCAACCUGGACCUCAGCCACAACCGUCUGGCCCAGUUGGAGGAGAUCAGGAACAUCGGCCUUCUGCCCUGUCUGGAGAAACUCAACCUGUCCAGUAAUCCCAUGUGCAUCAUCCCAGACUACAGAACCAAAGUCCUGGCCCAGUUUGGAGACCGUGCAGCAGAGGUUUGUCUGGACGGUAACGUGACGACCGAGAAGGAGCUGGACACAGUGGAAGUGUUGAAAGCCAUUCAGAAAGCCAAAGAAGUCAAAGACAGGAUGAGCAGCGGCGACAAGAAGAUCAGUGAGGAGACCAGGCUGUCUGCUGCUGCACCUCCUCACCUCUCCUCUUCCUCUCCCCCCUCCUCUUCCUCCUGCUGCUCAUCUGCUGUCUCUCCUCCUGCUGUCACCUCCUCCUCCUCCUCCUCCUCCUCUACCUCCUCCUCCUCUUCCUGUCCGGUCCAGCAGGCUGCCUGCCCCAGCCAAGAUGUGACGCGCAGAGAAGAAGCGGCACUUCCCCUCGCUGUUCCUCCUGUGAACGCUGCCCCUCCCCCCGCAAGCUUUAACACCAACACACACCUCCUGUCUGCUGACCCCGCCCAGGUACAACAACCGUCUGCCAGUCUGUCUGAACACACACUCUGUGGAGCUCCUACAAGUACUAUUACUACUACUGCUGCUACUACUACUACUACUACUACUACUACUACAAAUACUGUCUGUUGUGUCUGCUGCUCUUCCUCCUCCAGACCAGUUGGAACCUCUUGCUUCUCCUGCAGCGAGGCCUGCAGUCCUCUACUCCCUUCUCACCUGCUCUCCCUCUCCUCCUUCAACCAAGACUUCAUUACCCAGCUCUCCCAGCUCCUCAGCUCCACCCUGAAGGAGCAGAAGAGGGAGGUGGUGGAGGAGGAGGAGGAAGAAGAGAAGGAGGAAGAGAGGGAGGAAGAGAAGAGGUCUGAAUCCAGAGAGAUUCAGACCCAUGUAGAGGGCACUGAGGUGGGAAGUCCCAGUCCAGGCUCCAGGGACGGAUAUUUCGAGAUGGGUCUGGAUGACUCUGUUGAGGAGUCGGUCUGCUCCUCCUCCACCACAUCGCUGUCUGUUCCUCCUGCAGAGGAGCCCAUGGGCCACCAGGGGGAGCUGUGUGAAGAGGAGGAGGAAGAGGAGGUGCAGGUCAGCAGGGUUCUGUGGUGCUACUGUCUUCAGGUGAAGGAGGAGGUGGAACAGAAGGAGGCGUGCCUGGUGCUGACGGACCGGCUGUUGGGCCUGCUGUACCUAUCCGAUGAGUUCACAUGGACCAAUCAGGACGCAGACCAGGAGCAGAGGCCACCUGUGGAGGAGGUGCUGUCCAGCCUGCAGGUGGACCUCCUGCUGCCGUACUCCCAGCUCCUUCUCUCCUCUCAAGCCGAGCUCCCCGACUCCUGCCUGGCCUUCGGUCGCCGAGCCGGUCCGACCCGCUGGUACAUCUUCUUCGAGGCAGAGGAGCUCCGGCAGAUCAGGAGCGAGCUGACCGUGCUGAUCCAGGCAGCGAAGUCUCAGACUGACCCGGAGCACCCCAACACUCCUCAGCUCUUCCCCCGCUCACUCAUCAACUCCUGGGAGCUGGAGGAGAGUCAGGGAGCCCAGGGAGGCUAUCCUGCUUUCCUCCUUCCCUCCUCCUCCUCCUCCGCCCCGGACACCCACCCGCUCCUGUCAGACAUCUUCUCCAAGAGGGAGGACCCCAGCCUCCUCUCUCUCCUCUUUCUCACCCACCGACACCUCUGGGUGCUGAAGAUGGACUUCAGAGAGCUGGCAGAAAGAGAGAGGAGGCCGGCUGACCGUCAUCCCUCCUCCUCCUGGUGCAGGCUGGUCCGUGUGCCCCUCGGCUCCGUGAUGCUUCACCCCAGAGAGAGAGCUUCUCAGGUCGGGGACAGAACCUGCAACACCUCCUGCCCCGACCCAAAACACCACCACAGGAGGAGUCACACUGUGGAGCUGCUGCUGGGCGGUCAGAGGCUACUGCUGCUCUUCCCUCUGGCCCAGAACAGGAGCUCCUUCCUGGGGGAGCUGAGCCAGCGGAGAGCCUCUCUGGAGGGGCUGAAGAUGAUCGCCCUGCCCCAGCCCUGCAGGCCCUGUCCACAGCAAGGCUGUCACAGAUCCACAGACCGGUGCUGUUGUACCAGUACAAGGAAAUCACACAGCACCAGCAGCUGGGACUCCUCCCGCCUCCAGGUUGAGGAGAACCAGCCGUCCCCCCACCUCACCCCAGGUCUCUCCCCAGGACUGAAGCUUCUGGCUGGGCUUAGAGAACAGCAGCUGCUGACCUACUUCCACAGAUAUAUAGCAGUGUCUGAGGUGGAGGAGGUGAGACAGGUCUUGUGGCUGUCUGUGGUUCUCUACAAGUCUCCAGAGUCUGAGCUCACCUGCUGUCUGCUGCUCUCCACUGAUACAAUCUACUUCCUGUUGGAAGACUCCGCCUCCACACUUGGCCAUCACUCAGUGUUGGACAUAUUGGACUCUGGAGAUCCGGACGUCUGUCUGUGCUGCUGUCUGUCCAUCAGACUGUCUGAUCUGCUGUCUGUCAACGUGGGACUGUUCGACCAAUACUUCAGAGUCGUAGGUCGAUCAGCCGAUCACAUCGUGUGCUGUCUCAGCAGGGACAGUUAUGGGACGGGCGUCUUCCUUCAGGAGCUCAUGUCGGCCCUCAGUCUGCAGCAGCAGCUUCCUCCUCCAGAACCGUCAGAUCAGGACUUCUACUCCCAGUUCACCAACACAAACAUGGGUAAGAUGCAGAACUACGAGCUGGUCCACAGCAGCAGGGUGAAGUUUAUUUAUCCCAGUGAGGAGGAGAUGGGAGACCUCACCUUCAUCGUGGCAGAGAGGAAGACUCCGGCCAGCGCAGCGUCAGCGCCAUCACGCUCCUUCAACGUCCUGCUGUACCUGCUGGUCUUCCAGGUCCAGAUCCCCAGCAGCCUGCCCAGCCAAGGCUCCACUCUCUCAGGCCACUCCUCCUCUGUUUCUGGCUCCAGCCCGUGUCCUGUACUCCAGCCCAGGACUUUGAUCCUGACCAGCACCGACGUGUUCCUAUUGGACGAGGACUACGUCAGCUAUCCUCUGCCCGACUUCGCCAAAGAACCUCCCUCCAGGGAGCGGUACCAGCUGCGAGAGGCUCGGAGGAUCCGGGACCUUGACCGGGUCCUGCUGGGGUACCAGACGUACCCUCAGGCUCUGACCCUUGUGUUCGAUGACCUGCCCGGUCCCGACCUGCUCUGCCACCUCACCAUGGACCACUUCGCCGCCGCGGGGGAGGAGGCCCCGCCCAGAGGGGGCGGAGCCAGCAGUGGCGCGGAGGGCGAGGUGCAGUGGUGCGUCUUUGUCCCCGGAGCGGACAGCAGAGAGCGGCUGAUCUCGCUCCUCGCUCGCCAGUGGGAGGCGCUGUGCAGCCGGGAGCUUCCCGUGGAGCUCACGGGCUGAUUGGUGGACGCCGGGACAGAUCGAUGAGCGUUCAUCACCUAGUUGGUCAUUGGGAGCUGAUUGGCAGGUGGAGUCAUCGUAUGACCGUAUAUAAACACACAUUCAGGGCUUGGUUAGCUGUUUAAAGGUCUUAAUAUGCUUUAAACAGUAGUUUGUCGAGUUGGUCUACUGGCGAUUGUUGGUGGUUUCAGACGAUCCAACAAGCACUUAGUUUGAAGCAUAAUGGAGCCUUGAGUCGUACUUUGAUUGAAGGGGAAGUGGCUUCGCUCAAACACCGUUUGGUGUCCGCUACAGAAAAAAACACUGAGGGUUAAUCGGACUCAACAGAUACCAGACUGCCAUUACAGAUCUGUGACCUCCCACAAAGCCUAAAUACUGGGAGUUUCAGGCACAACUUUACCUUCUUGUAAAGUGUCUCACAUGGAGCAGAUUCACAGAUUUGUUGGAUGACUUUGCAGACAGACAGACAGACAGACAGACGGACAGACGGACAGACGGACGGACGGACGGGUGCUGCACAACAGGGGGCGCUGCAGACAGUCCACAGGAGUUAAACCACAUUUCAGUCACCAUUACCUUAAAGGAACGGUUUGUCAUUUCUGGUAAAUCCUCCUGGCAUCUGUCCUCUCCAGAGUCAGAUGAAAAGAUUUACAUCGGUUUCAUCUCAGUGUGUCCAGUGCAAAUGUAAAUCCAGGACGUGUUAGCCUAGCUUAGCCUUAGCCUAACAACUCCAAAGCGGUCUGAUUUACAUGUUGUUAUUUAUGUUAAGUCGCUCUUAAAACCAAAAAUAUUUUUUACAUUUACAGUCUGGCUCUGGGUGAGGUGACAAGAGGAUAUCCGAAUGUUUUGGACUUUUGUUUUUUUAAGAAACACACACACACACACACACACACACACACACACACACACACACACACACACACACACACACACACACACACACACACAUGCACAGCUGCUCGGCACAAUCUGCUCUCUGAACAUUUUAUUCCUUGCACAUUGUAAUUGAUUAAGCAGUAUUAUUGGACUGUAUAUUGAAGCUUUUUAUUAAAAAUAAAUUAAUAUAAUGUUUUUGGGGACCGACAGAUGUUUUCCAUUCUGAAGCAGAUUUUGUACUAAACACAAAUAUCCUGAUAUUUCCAAAAAUAACUCUUAAAUGUCAUAUUUAGUAUUAUCAUUGAGUAUUAUUUUUUUUUUGUUUUUCUUUUAUUGUAUGUUAUGUUUUCCGUGCAUUAUUAUUGACAAAUGGGAAGCCAGACAGAGUUGGACCCUGCCACCUUUCACCAAUGUUUGCGUUACAUGUUGUCUUGUUAAAGGGGAAUGCCACUGAAUUAAAGUGAAAAUGAAAACUCUA